AUGGAUAUUCCGGUUAUAGUUGAUGCCCAAUUCUGCUCGCCCUCGGAAGUAAAACUCAUAGUUGCCGAGAAGGUUUUGGAAUACAACAAUGGUAACUUUGUCAUCACUGAUUCUAAGGGUCACUUUCUUUUCAAGCUGGAUCAGAAGAAGGUAUUUAUACAAGAACUGACAGUUUUGCGCGAUGAUGGUGACUGCCCUGUGCUCAGAAUUCACAAAAAGUGGAAUCUUAAAAAUCAGGAAGAUCUAUCAUUCACUGUCUACCUUGUGUACGAUGGAUACACCAGCUACACAAACAACCAAAAGUACAUAUGUGAAUCUUACUCUUGUCACCAGAAAGAACAUUCACUGCUUGAGACAAGAAUACGAGGGACGUGGCAGAAUUGA
Molecule: messenger RNA, 384 nt
Organism: Marchantia polymorpha subsp. ruderalis
Lineage: Eukaryota; Viridiplantae; Streptophyta; Marchantiopsida; Marchantiales; Marchantiaceae
Source: the annotation of a GenBank genome assembly